GACUCCUAUCGUCGUGUAGCCGUUGCAGCACAGUUUGGUUUUGCACCACAGCGCUUUUCCCUGAUCGUCAGAAUCCGCGUAGCUGUGGAGGAGGGUAACCGUACAAUUUUGUGGAUGAAAAGCAUGACGUCCCCACCCAUCCUUGUGCACGGUCCGGACGGAAUGGCGCAUACCCCGGGAGAGAAACCUCAGAGUCAAGAACGUCGGGGGGACGAAAAGUCUCUCCAGGACUCCUCAACUCAAAGACAUUUCCGCGUUAAGCCGGGCUUGCUCCGAGGGUUUCGUGGACUCCGGUAUAUUGACNGUCACUGGUCUCCUACAACGGCCGGUCGGGAGACUGGCCUGGGAUUGGGGGCCCCUCGGGAUGCCGGCUGCGUCACAGGGUAUUCGGUGAUGCUGGUCGCAGCACUGUUGAGGGCACGCGUGACAGCAGCGACUCGGGCGUACGAUCUGGUGUUGGUGUUGGACGACGAAGCUGGUGGCGCCGGCGGNGGCUCGAUCUCUUUCGCUGCGGGUCUCUCACUCGAGGUUGGUCGCGCGUUGCUCAUUGCACGCCUACGUCUCGAUCGUCUUUGCUCAUCGGCGGUAUCAGUUGGCGGUGCCUCGGCUGAUGCAGACUACUGCUCACAACCCUCCAGCCCACUUGCGGUCGGCAAGGGCAGCACUCCUCCGCCGACACUUGGUGCGCGGAAUGUAGAUAACCAGAUCGCUUGCGUUGAGGCUGGAUACCAACAGCCAGAACCAGACCGAACGAACCAUGAGUACGAACAGUCAUCAGUUCCCACCAAUGAACCUCCUUGUACAACCCCGUGUGACGAUUGA
Molecule: messenger RNA, 822 nt
Organism: Echinostoma caproni
Lineage: Eukaryota; Metazoa; Platyhelminthes; Trematoda; Plagiorchiida; Echinostomatidae
Source: the annotation of a GenBank genome assembly